CCUUUCUUCUUGAAACGGCCGUCUGCUUGGCCAGAAGUAGGCUUCGUCGUUGGGGUGCGUGUAUUGUGGCUUGUUCCUAGAAGAAUAAGGCUGAGAAAAGAGUCAGGCUUCUUGGAGUGUACUUGGCACGGGCCAACUACGGCCAUGAAUCUCCACCACGAUGUCAAUCCUAUACGUGAGCUGGGACUACAUGCUGCUCGUCCGAAUAUAAAGGCGAGGCGAUGCCUUCUUUCGGAGACCGUCACAGUUGCACUCGACACCAUACAUCCUACCAACCCGCUAUCGCACAAUCACACAGCAUCCAAAGAACUCCCUACUAGAACAACAUGCUCGUCAAGAAUCUAGUCCUCGCUUUCACCCUUGCCGCUAUCGGUCUCGCUCAGGACGUCGAUAGCAACGAUGUUCCAAACCAGUGCCAAGCGGUUUGCGCCAGUGUCGUAAGCCUCACGAGCUCAUGUGACCAGCAAAACGAUGAUCGAGCGGAGCUUGACUGCGUCUGCCAGGCAUCUGGUGCAGACACCCAGGUCCCGCUUUGCGCAGCCUGCGUCUCGCAAUACGACAGUGAUGGCAACGACAAUGACGUCAAUGAUAUCGUCCGCUCCUGCUCCUUCAGCACAACGACAUACAAUCCUCCCGCGGCGUCGGCCUCGUUGACCAUGAUCUCUGGCUCCGCUUCCCUUACUACUCCCGCUGCUAGCUCUGCCCAGUCCACAGACUCUGCGCAGAGCUCUGGUGCUAUUACUAGCGGGUCUGGCACUGCAGGUGGAGCCGCCACGCAGACCACUGGUGGUGCGGCUGACCAGAGCACGAACGCUGCCCCGGCUCCGACUAUGGGUGUUGCAGGCGCAGGACUAGGUCUUUUGGGGUUCGCGAUUGGUAUGUUGUAAGAGAAAGUGGGGUGAAAUAGAGAGAGACAAAAGAGGGGAUGAGCUAGGGGCACAUAAUGUGAGAAAUAGAUUGGAACUGCUCAAUGGAC
Molecule: messenger RNA, 976 nt
Organism: Trematosphaeria pertusa
Lineage: Eukaryota; Fungi; Ascomycota; Dothideomycetes; Pleosporales; Trematosphaeriaceae
Exons: 3
Coding region: 327-887 (186 amino acids)
Source: RefSeq, a predicted model, not a curated record